AUGAACAUCACAGACAGAAGACGUAUUUUGGGGCCCGCAAAUGCCAAACCUUUGGUUUUCGACAAAAGCAUGGGUCCUGCCCAGAGAGGCGAAUCUGAAGAAGUGUCGUCCGAGACAGGAAACGAUGCUAUGUACAUUGAAAAUGGAAUUGUGGGAAACUCAAACGGAUCAUCUUACUUGGAGGUUAAAAGUCGAAUAAACGACAAAAAUUGCACACUGCUUCUAACGUCAGUCUACGGACCAAGACCUUCUCGCGGAGCGUUCAACGCCAAGGCCACGCUGAGCGUCCAGUUCAGGGAAGUUACUUUGGAAAAAAUACCGGCUGGUCAACUGAGGGAAGUGUGCACGUUUCUGACCAACAUUUUCAAUGCAGUUGUAAACCUAGAACGUUAUCCUAAGUCCGGAAUAGACAUCUUUCUCAGUCUAAUUCACAGCUCCAGCGGACCUCAGGAUUACGAGCUGGAGUCUAUAAUUACCACAUGUGUUAACGGCAUCACGCUCGCCUUUGUUGACGCUGGUAUCGAAAUUCUCGACACGGUGAGCGCAGGCAUGUACAAGAAGAAUAUUACGGCAUUUAUGAAAAACGGUACCGAGGUGGUUGGAUUCUGGAAGGAUGAUGACGAUAAUUCAGCCAGUGAGGGCAUCAUGGAUAUCGUUGAAAAAUGCAAGGAACAUUAUUUGCAAAAUCGCAAGACAAUGAUCGAGUACAUGAUACGAAGCAGCAAAUCCUCUAACUGA
This is a messenger RNA of Lachancea meyersii CBS 8951, 738 nucleotides long. Lineage: Eukaryota; Fungi; Ascomycota; Saccharomycetes; Saccharomycetales; Saccharomycetaceae. The record is from the annotation of a GenBank genome assembly.